This is a messenger RNA of Rangifer tarandus platyrhynchus (Svalbard reindeer), 357 nucleotides long. The record is from the annotation of a GenBank genome assembly. NCBI's taxonomy places the organism in Eukaryota, Metazoa, Chordata, Mammalia, Artiodactyla, Cervidae.
AUGGAUGAGGAGAGGCAGGUCGGGUUUCCUCCAGGCAACGCCGCUCUGGGCUUUCUCCAGCCAGGGCCGCGUGGACAGCGGCUCAGCAGCGGGGUGGGUGCGGCCCGUGGCGUCGCGCGGGGGCGUGGCUUAGCCACGGGGCGGGGCCUGUCCGCGGAGCGCGACCCGCGGGCGAGUCUCAGGUUGGCAGCUGGCAGUGCAGCCCGCGGCGACGGCCAGAGCCGAAAGCUCGCGGGCUCCGUGCGGCUCCUGCCGUUGUCCUCGCUCGCUUGCGCCGCGCCAUCUCGCUCCCGUCGGAGAGGGAGACCCGGCGGCGCUCUGCCCGAGAACAACGCGGUCUGUCUCGGGGCACCUUAG